AUGUAUAGCAACCGCCAGCUGGCCUAUGCGCCCACGCCAUAUAUUCCGCGGUCAACGCUUUCUGCAACCAUCAAUCUCGAUGAGGAGGUUAAGCUAUCCUCGACGAGCACCGAACGCGACCUGUACGACUCUCUCGCCGAGAUCUACAGCAUAAUCAUCACCCUGGACGCACUCGAGAAGGGCUAUCUGAAAGACUCGAUAUCUGAAGCUGACUACACCGAGACAUGCAGCCGCCUUCUGAAGCAAUACAAGUCGAAUCUGGCCGAUGAGACAGUUGCGCGCGCGUUCGGCGAUCUUGAGACUUUCAAGCGCGAGUGGGAUAUGGAGUGCCCGAGAGCUACCGAGCGUCUGAGGGUUGGAAUACCAGCUACUGUGGAGCAAGGUCCCUCGCACAAGCCGGCACAGCAAGGCGAUUCGGCCGACGCGACACUCGUGAUCAAUGCGACCGAAAACUUCAUUACGCUGUUAGAUGCCAUCAGGAUAGGUCUCGUCGAGAAGGACACGCUGCAUCCGCUGUUGGUCGAGAUCAUCCAGGCAGUCAACAAGGUUACGGACAUAGACUUCGAAAGUAAAGGCAAGAUUGUUCAAUGGCUCAUCACGUUGAACCAAAUGCGCGCAGCGGAAAAGCUCGACGAUGAUCAAGCUCGGGAGUUCCAGUUCGACAUGGACAGUGCAUACCACGGCUUCAAGGCAACACUUAAGAAAGACUGA
Molecule: messenger RNA, 711 nt
Organism: Didymosphaeria variabile
Lineage: Eukaryota; Fungi; Ascomycota; Dothideomycetes; Pleosporales; Didymosphaeriaceae
Gene: VPS28
Product: Vacuolar protein-sorting-associated protein 28
Exons: 2
Coding region: 1-711 (236 amino acids)
Biological process (GO): protein transport to vacuole involved in ubiquitin-dependent protein catabolic process via the multivesicular body sorting pathway
Cellular component (GO): ESCRT I complex
Molecular function (GO): protein-containing complex binding
Source: RefSeq, a predicted model, not a curated record